CCUUAACCCACUGAGCAAGGCCAGGGAUGGAACCCGCAACCUCAUGGUUCCCAGUUGGAUUUAUUUGUGCUGCGCCACGACUGGAAUCGCUCCUUUGAUGUGCUUUCCUGAGUUCCCCCAGGGCUCAUUGGUCCACCCUUGGAAGAGGCUGUUCUCACAGAUGACCAUGACAUCUUCUGUCUUGCUCAGUAAAUACUGCUCCAAGAGGAAAGGGAGAACAUCAACACAUAAGUCAUAAAGGUGAAGGAGGAGACGCACGCAGCCAUGCACACUUUUUACAGCAGUUCGCUGCUGGUCUCAUGAAGGUCACUGCUAGUCACAGACAUCAGUCAUCAUGGACGGAUUUUAGUGUUUUUCUAGAUAUGAGGAGAAGCAAGAGUUAGGCACAUAAAAUCUUCUCCUAAAAAUAUCUGACUGUCCGAAGGCCUGUUCUUCCAGACAGAGUGUCUCACUCCUGGUCUCCACCCUGAGCUCCACUCAGGGGGUGAUGCGGGUCGGCAGCUGCAGUGGCUUAUGUUCUACUCCAUGUAGAGGCUGAUGGCAAGCACCAAGCUUCAGUUCACAAGAGCCCCAGCGAGUGGCCCUAGAACAAGUAGGCAUUGUCCAUGCUGUCUGUCCAGCAUGGCAGCCACUGGCCAUGUGGGGCUGUGGAGCCCUUGAGGGGCAGCUAAUCUGAAUUGAGAUGUGCCAUAAAUAUAAACUGUACAGGGGCAUUUGGAGACUUGGUCUGAAGAAAAGAAGGUUAAAGACUUCAAAAGGAUUUGAAAUGCCUAUUACACUUUACAGUCCCAUUUUGGAUGUAUUGGGUUAAAUAAAUUACAGGAUUCAUAUUAAUUUCACCUAUUUUUCCUUUUUUUAAUGUGGCUUACAUGGUUUUUCUUUUGGAGAGUGCUUGCCGGUCUAAACCCUACUCAUCCAUUUGUGUGUGUGCAUGUAUGCAUGUGAAGGGUCCUUACAUGUCACUUCACAUGUCACUGUGACAUGUAAAAGAUUUCUCCAGGAUUUCUCUUUCCUGCCCUUCUUUCUCUGUCUUCCUGCUUCCUUUCCUUCUUUCUUAUCUUUCUCUCUCUCUCUCCCCCUCCCUCCAUCCCUUCCUCUCCUCCUUUUCUGUUCACUCAUAGCUAGCCUGCUAAAUGAAUCUCUGGGAAUCCUUUGAACCCUGACCAGGUGGCUCAGCAGAAAACAGAGUGCUUUAUCCCCACCCACAAAAUUAGGAAGUUAAUCACCAUCUCCAGCUCCCCUCCUUAUGCUUAAUACCCUAGAAAAUUGUGGAAUUUUUGGUUUAUUUGUUUUAUUUGGGGGUGGGUAGUGGCCCAUCUUUUUAACAGUUCCUGAGGAGAGUCUGACAUCCCUUCCCAACUCUGCCUUGAGAACCACCACUUUGGUUUUCUUCGGUGUGGGGGAGUGUCCAAGGGUUUCCAAGUGGCAUCAGAACCAUCUGAGGAGUGAAAUGUCAACUCCUGAGCUCUGCAUGCUGGUGUUUGCUAGGAAUGUGGCUGGAUUUACACCCACCUAGUCAGUGGGCAUAUUUGCCUGCCUAGCUCGACAGUGCAGCCUGGUCUGUAGUGUAGGCCUAAUUUCUACUUCAACGAAGCACUGUCUAAUGAGGAUACAGCUGGGGUGGAUGCAGCUGGUCCUCCCCAACCCCCCCCCCCCCGUCCCACCCCCACUCAGCAGGCAGCACCUGAUGAUGGCAAAUUUUUUUUAAGGGGUCAUCCUUUCCUGCAACACUUUGGUGAAAAGGACAGCAAGAGGGCAGAUGGUCAAGAGUAGCUGGACGGUAUGUGGCCUGUCCACAGGUUCUGAGGGACAGUUCUGUGGUUAGACAGCCAUGUUCACAUCCUGGCCCCGCUACCUGUCAGCUGUGUGACCUGGUGGCAGUUGCUUGAACUCUCUGGGCCUCCUUUGUUCCUUCAUCUGUAAAUGUUAACAGCUUUUAAAGGGGAUGGUUAUUAAAGUUGCUGGUUGGCAAGCCAUGGGUGAUGCUGGCCGCUGCUCUGCUCUGUUAUGGGCUUACUUCUGGUGAACUUCAGCCUUUGAUCAGCCAGGAGCAUCCAGCUGAUGUAAUGGGCUUAGCCAGGAACAUCUGUGAGCCCCCCGGGCAGGUUCAGACGUGGGAAGAGCAAGGACACCUGGAGGAGGUGGUGGAGGGGGAAGACGCUUAAGGCGAGCAGUGCUCAGAGGCUUCCGGAGCUGGUUGCUGAGUCUGUGGCUUUUUGGCUCUUUAGAAAUGCACACGCCCUGGUGAAGCACAGCUCCCUCGCCCUUGGACAAGCCUUCCGCAGCUAGUAUAGAGGAAUGACUGUCCUUGUACCAGUGACUGAGCAAGACUGGGCAGGAUGGAAACGAGGAAAGGAAAUCGGCUGACGCAGGAGCCCGAGUGAGACGAAGAAACCCACAAGCCCAGCCUACACCAUGAACUUGUGUCUCCCGUCUACGCUUUAAGAGCCCAGGGCAGGUGAAGUUGCCAGAGAGCAAUGGCUGUCUUUACUCCGUGGAAGCUGUCCUCGCAGAAGCUGGGAUUUUUCCUAGUGACUUUUGGCUUUAUUUGGGGAAUGAUGCUCCUGCAUUUUACCAUCCAGCAGCGAACUCAGCCCGAGAGUAGCUCCGUGCUGCGGGAGCAGAUCCUGGACCUCAGCAAGAGGUACAUCAAGGCGCUGGCAGAAGAAAACAGGAACGUGGUGGAUGGCCCCUAUGCGGGGGUCAUGACUGCUUACGAUUUGAAGAAGACUCUUGCUGUGUUGUUGGAUAACAUUUUGCAGCGUAUUGGCAAGUUGGAGUCAAAGGUGGACAACCUUGUCAUCAAUGGUACAGGAACAAACUUGACCAACUCCACCACAGCUGUUCCCAGCUUGGUAGCACUUGAGAAAAUUAAUGUGGCAGAUAUCAUUAAUGGAGCUCAAGAAAAAUGCAUAUUGCCUCCUAUGGAUGGCUAUCCCCACUGCGAGGGGAAAAUCAAGUGGAUGAAAGAUAUGUGGCGCUCGGACCCCUGCUACGCAGACUACGGAGUGGAUGGGUCCACCUGCUCCUUUUUUAUUUACCUCAGUGAGGUUGAAAACUGGUGUCCUCAUUUACCUUGGAGAGCAAAAAAUCCCUAUGAAGAAGCUGAUCAUAAUUCAUUGGCAGAAAUUCGUACAGAUUUUAAUAUUCUCUACAGUAUGAUGAAAAAGCAUGAAGAAUUCCGGUGGAUGAGACUGCGGAUCCGGCGAAUGGCUGACGCAUGGAUCCAGGCAAUCAAGUCCCUGGCAGAGAAGCAGAAUCUUGAAAAGAGAAAGAGGAAGAAAGUCCUUGUUCACCUGGGACUCUUGACUAAAGAAUCUGGAUUUAAGAUUGCGGAGACAGCAUUCAGUGGUGGCCCUCUUGGUGAACUGGUUCAGUGGAGUGAUUUAAUUACAUCUCUGUACUUACUGGGCCAUGACAUUAGGAUUUCAGCUUCACUGGUGGAGCUCAAGGAGAUAAUGAAGAAGGUUGUGGGAAACCGAUCUGGCUGCCCAACCGUAGGAGACAGAAUUGUUGAGCUCAUUUAUAUUGACAUCGUAGGACUCGCUCAAUUCAAGAAAACCCUCGGACCAUCCUGGGUGCAUUACCAGUGCAUGCUCCGAGUCCUGGACUCAUUUGGCACAGAACCAGAGUUCAACCACGCCAACUAUGCCCAGUCGAAAGGCCACAAGACCCCCUGGGGCAAGUGGAAUCUGAACCCACAGCAGUUUUACACCAUGUUCCCUCAUACCCCAGACAACAGCUUCCUGGGGUUUGUGGUCGAACAGCACCUGAACUCCAGCGACAUCCACCACAUUAAUGAAAUCAAGAGGCAGAACCAGUCCCUUGUGUAUGGCAAAGUGGAUAACUUCUGGAAGAAUAAGAAGCUCUACUUGGACAUCAUUCACACGUACAUGGAAGUCCACGCCACUGUUUACGGCUCCAGCACAAAGAACAUCCCCAGCUACGUGAAAAACCACGGGAUCCUCAGUGGACGGGACCUGCAGUUUCUUCUCCGUGAAACCAAGCUGUUUGUUGGCCUUGGGUUCCCUUAUGAGGGCCCGGCUCCCCUGGAGGCCAUCGCCAAUGGAUGUGCUUUCCUGAAUCCCAAGUUCAACCCACCCAAAAGCAGCAAAAACACAGACUUUUUCAUUGGCAAGCCAACUCUGAGAGAGCUGACUUCCCAGCAUCCUUAUGCUGAAGUUUUCAUCGGCCGGCCACACGUUUGGACUGUUGACCUCGACAAUCAGGAGGAAGUAGAGGAUGCAGUGAAAGCAAUUUUAAGUCAGAAGAUUGAACCGUACAUGCCGUAUGAAUUCACAUGUGAGGGGAUGCUCCAGAGAAUCAACGCCUUCAUCGAGAAGCAGGAUUUUUGCCACGGGCAAGUGAUGUGGCCGCCCCUCAGUGCCCUGCAAGUGAAGCUUGCGGAGCCCGGGCAGUCCUGCAAGCAGGUGUGUCAGGAGAACCAGCUCAUCUGCGAACCUUCCUUCUUCCAGCAUCUCAACAAGGACAAGGACAUGCUGAAGUAUGAGGUGAUCUGCCAAAGCUCAGAGCUGGCCAAGGACAUCCUGGUGCCCUCCUUCGACCCCAAGAGCAAGCACUGUGUGUUUCAAGGUGACCUCCUGCUGUUCAGCUGUGCUGGUGCCCACCCCAGGCACCGGAGGAUCUGCCCCUGCCGGGACUUCAUCAAGGGCCAGGUGGCGCUCUGUAAAGACUGUCUAUAGCGGCCCCCAGCUCCGCCCCCUGUGCUCUACUGGGGAAAACAGUGGCUCCAGCCCCUGGGGGCAGGACCAGGGAGCAGAAGUCAUCAGGGGCUCUCGCCAGAGCCUGAACUUUCUGGUGGAAGGUCUCCAUUUGCUGUGGCUCCUGCUGUGGUCAGCAUCCCAGCGGGGUUUUUCACCAACACAAAACGAGAGCUGACGUCAAGCUGGGAGCCUGGCUUUCUCCCUGGCGCACCUUCGUUUUUAAUUCUGGAGGAGCUACUAUAGGGAGACUGACUGUGCAGCUGCUCCAGGGUAGAAAGAGAAUCUUAAGAUUCAUUUAAACAAAACUAAACCAGAGGAGGAAUUGAGCUGAUCGGAAAGACCUUUGGACGGGAACAUUCCUAAACCCAUUAACUUAUUUAUUUGGGAGGGAGGGAGGGGAGCUGGGGAGGGCAAAGAGGGACUGAUCACACGUCUCGUUGCUUCUUUGAUUUUCCACUGGUGGCCAUCCACCUUCACGAUAAUAUUCCUGCUGUCUGCUCUGGGCAGGGUGCUCGUCGGGGUGCUGGUGGCAUGCUUGAGGGCAGCUGUGGAGACCUAGCUCCUCCAGGUGGAUGACGGCAGAACAGAAAAUAAUCUUGUGUGCUUGACAGAUGGCAGCUAGGGGGCAGGCACCCCCCUGGGCGUGGGGGGACGUGUCUGGGUGGUCCAGAAACCCCAGCCAGGGACCAAAGAUGGGCUGCUUUGCAGUGAAGGUGAAAAGCUUCUUUCCUCGGUCCACUCCUCCCCCCAAAAAAGCCACACCCACACACUCCUUGACCAUAAUUUCUGGUUAGGGUUCCUUCAGGGAAGAAAUGCAAGAUGGGGGGAAUGACAUUUGCCAACUUGUGGCAAAUUCACUCUCCCUCCUGCACCACUAGAAGGAGGAAAGUAGAAAUAAGAGGCUAAAGGAGCUACCCUUAGACUUGGAGGUCAUGCUCUUUACGCCUUGAGAGGUUGUCUUUCAGCUGAGAUUUGGAUAGGAGUGAAGUUGGUCCCUAGGAACCAGUGGCACCACCAGAGCUGGGCUCCAGACAGGUGGCUUGUGUUAUAUUCCCUCUAAUGUCUGACGUCACCAAAGUCCAGGGAAUGGGGCUCCCGGUGAACUUGAUGUUGGCUGGGGGGAGCAAGGGCAGGCCAGGCAAGGAUGAAUGUGCAGGGUCCUGGACACUUACCUGUGAGUGUGGGUGCGGCUUGCAAUGGGGUAGGAUCUGAUGCUGGCACGUCCUCCAGGCACAGUAUUCUGAGGGGUGAACCGGUUGGCAGGUUGGACCAAACCAUGCAGUCCUUAUGCACUGCUUUUGUGUGAGUCCUCAGCCCCUCUGCACCCCCUACCCCCAUCCCACCCCACCCCAUUUCAUUGCUUUACAUAUACAUGUGUGUGUUUCCUAUGAAGCCCCUGGUGUCUCUGUGCUGGUAAGAGUGACCCCUGUUCUUUCUCUGGCAGAAUGUCCCCAUUAUGAGCUGUCCGUGAUCUGCCCAGCCUUCACUGAUGGUUCUGAGUGCCUUGGUCGCCUAGCACUGUGCACCAUGCCAGCAUGCCAUGGGGGCAGCAGCCAGGCUCUGCCAAGCAGAACAGAUAGGCAAGGCCAGUGGCUGGGUAGGCCUUUGGGACAUGAGGUUAAAGUUAGAAUUCUGCUUCCUGAGGACCAGAGGGAGUGUGAAGCCUUUAGGUAUGGAAAGUUAGAUUCCUCCUGCUUCUUGCUUUUCCUUGGGUAUAAAAUUAAUAUCAAAUGAAAAGCCAGCCUUUUUUUUUUUUUUUUUUUUUUUUUUUGGACCCUUUUGGGGAUCUUAAUUGCACCUCCCAUCUUAGAGAAUAGGAGGGAGGGGAGGGCAGCCAGCAUUUCCCCACCACAAAGGUGACCCACAAACACAUGUGCCAAGGAGAAUGCUGAUAAGGAGGACCUCUGCCCUGAGCAUCGAUGCAGGGUGCCCCUCACCAACUGGCUGAGAACAGCAACAAGGGCAGAAGUCUACAGGAAAGCCUGGUGAUUUGGGCGUGAAUGCCAGGGUGCUUUUAAGCUUUGCAAGGGCAGCCUCCUGCAGUGGGAUGGAACAACUGCCAUUCCUGCUGUUAGGAACUGCUUUUCCCUGGUUCUGGGCUUCCCGGCUGCAGCCUUGCUAGUGGGAAUUUGCUUGAGCGCCCAGACUUGCACAUUCCUGGGUCAGUGCUGCCCUCUCCUGGGCUCUUCUGGGAGCUUCCAGGACUAAGGAUGUGAGUGCAGGUGUUUGACCAGCAGGGGGAGCCUGUGAGCCAAAACCCACGUCCCCACGCUUUGCCAGAUGAACCCGUUUCGCAGAGAGCUGUUAGAAGGAGCACAGAAACUCAGAGCAAGGAAGCUGGAAAGCCCUGUUCUCAGAAGGAUGCUGUGCCAUCCAGCCUUAUGUUCCGGAAGUUGCAGGGAUUGUUUGCUGGCUGCCCCUGAGCUCAGGGCCCCUCCGCCUUCUCAAGAAUUCCUCUUGCCCACAUCAGGACCCCCUGAUCAAGCAGCCAGGAGAGGACUUCCCCCAUUGGAAGAUCCCUCAUUUCCCCCAUUCCAGUACUGGCCUGAAAUAAGCCAGAGUUCUGCCCAAAGGGUUGCAGCUCCUGGGGCAAAGAAACACACACUCCAGUUGUUAAGCAUUAUGAGUAGAGGUGGAGACACCAGAUAUAUACCCGCUCCCAGGUCUCCACAAACUUGGCCCAAGUCUGGUCAGUGACACCCAAGAGGACAUUGGUGUCAUCUGCCCUGUGAGGAAGGUGUGCAUUAUCCGCCUGCCCUGGGAGAGAAAGGAGCCUCAGAGCGUGCACUGGGAGCUGAUGCCAGUCUUGAUAGAAUCCUGCGCCAAUUUGUAACUGAUGGCAGUUCUACAGGGAGACAUAUCUUCAAUCAGAGUUAGUGUCUUCCUGUGUUCUAUCUCUUAUCUCUCGUCUGGUCUUUUUAGUUUUUGUACGUUUUUUUCUUAAAUGAGCUUGGAUUUUUUUUUUCCUUCACUGUGAUCCUAAGUUCUUUAAAAAAAGAAAAAAAAAAGUGAGGAAAAUCUUUAAUUUAUUAUAGGAGAGAGAGCUUACCUUUGAAACGUAAAGACUUUCAAGAGUCAAAACUCCUGAAAGAGGAAACACACUUCUACUGCCAGUAAACACCUCAUUUAUUUUGUGUCUGUAACUUGAUUUGCACAUGUACAAUUGGACAAACGUUUUGCGGUUUUGCUUAGAUUGGGUUUUUGUCACUGCUUAAGAGUUUACUUUUGUAUUUGCUUUUAUGUUUGGAAAUACUGAGAGCCCUUUUCUUUGGUGAUAUUUAUUGUUUCUCUGAUGUGCCUUUUCACUUUUCUUUGGGGUCAGUCUUUGGAAUCUGGGUUUUGCUGAAGAAAGAUGCCUCCAGCUUGGAGCUAGGGCAUGUCCUGGCAUUGUCACAGGCAACUCAGGCUGGGGGCCAGAAAUGCCCUCCAAGCCCCUCAGCCACAGCCUGCAUGCACAGACACCCCCCUGAAGGUGUAAGAGCCCCAAGAGAAGGACUGGCUUCCAUGACCAGCCCACACCCUGACAGGCUGCUCCAUCAGGCCUUUGUGUUUGUCUGGGAACUGCUGAUGGACACGUGCCCGCAGGCCUGUGCUCCGAGCCACCCUGGCACUGGCUGAGGGGCAGCCACGCCUGAGACAUGCCUGCCUGAGGGGAAGCUGCCCCACUGAGCUCAUGGGAAGGACUGGCCCCAAACCCCUUCACCUGGUUAGCAUGACAGAGGGGAAAGAAUAUGCAGCCCCUCUUGUUUCCCUGCCCUGGCAAACAUGGCAACUUCUCCCCAGUGCAGCUCACUGGUAGUGGAGGCCUGAAUGCAAACAGCUGCAGUGAAACUGCUGCUUAUGGGAGGGUUUAGUGUUUAUUUACACCAACCAAGGCAGGCGGCCCUAUUCUCCAAGGUGGUUUACCUAGAUUGUGUAUGUAAUUGGGACUUUGCCACCUUCUCCCAUGCCUGCCACCACCCCCAUCUUUUUUUUCUUUUUUCUUUUUUAAGGUCUAUUAACGACAGGCUCUGCUAUGUUACUCUCCCGAGCCUGGAUUGUUUUAUUUAUUGAAAAAAUUUUCAUUUCCACCUUGGCUUCAUUCUAACCCCAUCCUUCCCUCUGAGGCCACAGAGCACCUUUCUGGGAAGAGAUGGACAGAUGUAAAGCCACCCAGACUUCUUUGGGAAGGUGAGAAUUUCCUAAAGCGGAGGGCAGGUUCCUUUCCUUCUCGUUGGCUUCAAGGGGGAAAAAAAAAAAAAAAAGGAAAACCAAGUUUUUCUAGAAAAGGCCAAAUUAGCUGUUUAGUGUCCGAUGCAGAAGACAAUUACCCUAGCUUUCUUAGCACUUAGGGUUCUUGUGAGGAUUCAGUGUUUAGCAGUGUCUGGCAUAGAGUAAGCCCUAGUCAAUGUUAAGUAGUGUUGUUAUUUGCAUUUCAUAAAAUUUGAGAGAAAAGAGCUGAGCUCACCUCCUAUCACUGAUUCCAAAGUAAUACCUAUAGGAAAAGACUAAGUUGAUGGAAAGUUGUAGGAGUGACUGGUUUAGAACACCCGAGUCCCAUGCCCACCCUGCUGAUGGAAACAUUAUUGUGUGCAGGAAUGCAGUGAUUUGAAACUAUGCCUGCCUUCAGCCCAGGUGGAACUGGCCUACAAGAAAUUUGUAAACUGGAGAUAAGGGGUGACCUCUGGCCACAGGCUGGAUCCCACCCCACUGAUACCUUCAAGCCCCUUCAAGGGUUUCUCUUUGCAGAAGUUUUUGAGCUUGGAAUUAAAAUGAAUUCUCUGACAGACUGUCUGUCCCCUUAGAGCUAUCUAUCUUCCUCUAAAAUGCAAUAAAAGAGGCUUUUUUAUUUAAAGGGAAAGGGAAUGACCCAGUCCACUUACUCCUUCCCCGGGAAGUCCCUUUGCUGCCCCCUGCUGGCCAGGGUGGCUCCUCCACUGUCCAGUCCAGGAGGAUCAGACUCCCGAGCUGGUGAGAUGCUAUGUUGGUAUCAAAUUAAAGUUUAAUUCCACAGGGGUGGCAGGGCUCUUCAGAACUCCAAGAGGCUACUCCUGGCUUAAUGAUGUUGUCCCAAGUCACCCAAAUGUCAGUUUGCUUUUUGUGUUAUUAGGAUUUCAGCCUCUUAACUUCCCUGUAUAGAUUUAGAAUUUUAUUUCCUCUCCUAGCUUGGCCCUAUUCUGGAUAGACUGUAGUUGUUGAAAAUAGAGGAAUGUGUUGGAGUCCAGUGUCUUUUUAAGAUCCUUUGGAUUCUCUGCAGCUGAAUUGCAGUCUUAUCCUUCUGUAAGUAUUGGCAUUUACCUUCUUCAAAGCAUCAUUUCCUCUAUUUUCCCGGAUUCUGCGGCACCUUAGGAUUACACCCUGAGUCCCCUGCAGCUGGUGAGGCAUGACAGGGACAGAAGGGUAACCCUGUCAUCACAUGGUGGGCAGGACCCUGUGUCUGUGGGGGUGGUCUGGGUGCCCAGAGCACUUGCAGUGCUGGAGUCUCCCUGGGACAGCCGGGCGGGAGCCUAGCACAGUCAGCCAUGUCCACCGAGGCUCCAGUGGAGCAAACUUGGGAAACCUUUGCUCACUGUCCUGUCUAGCAGGACAAGCAAGAGUGGAACGAUCGAUGCCAAAGGAGAGGGUGACGUCCCUUCUGCUGUAGUUGCUGUCACAACCUCGAUGUCUGUAAGCUAAUGGCCGUUCGUGUUUAUGUCUUCAACCAGCAACUGGUACGACCAUUUUCUACUGUUCACUUCCGGGGUUAAGUAGUGCAGGAGUCUGCAAAUAAGGUGUUGUUGUCCAAUGUACUGUACCAGUGUAGAGAGCACUGCUUUGUUUUCCACUGUUGUAGAGAAAACUAGGGAGAACUUUAUUUUUCAAUAAACUUUUCUUGUGUGA
Messenger RNA from Sus scrofa (pig), 10583 nucleotides. The record is from RefSeq and is a predicted model, not a curated record. NCBI's taxonomy places the organism in Eukaryota, Metazoa, Chordata, Mammalia, Artiodactyla, Suidae.